Messenger RNA from Mesoplodon densirostris (Blainville's beaked whale), 807 nucleotides. RefSeq names its product F-box protein 36 (gene FBXO36). Gene Ontology annotation, molecular function: protein binding. Gene Ontology annotation, biological process: SCF-dependent proteasomal ubiquitin-dependent protein catabolic process. The transcript has 4 exons. The record is from RefSeq and is a predicted model, not a curated record. NCBI's taxonomy places the organism in Eukaryota, Metazoa, Chordata, Mammalia, Artiodactyla, Ziphiidae. Bases 11 to 577 code for a protein of 188 amino acids. Gene Ontology annotation, cellular component: SCF ubiquitin ligase complex.
GCGUCCCAAGAUGGCGUCGUGGCUGCCGGAGACUCUGUUCGAAAUUGUAGGACAAGGCCCGGCGCCGAGCAAAGACUACUACCAGUUAUUGGUCACCCGGUCCCAGGUAAUCUUUAGAUGGUGGAAGAUCUCUCUGAGGAGUGAGUAUAGAUCAACAAAACCUGGAGAAACAAAAGAAACUCAUGAAGACUUCCUAGAGAAUUCACAUCUUCAGGUUCAAAUUGCCUUAAUAUUUGGUGCAAGAAUAUUAGACUAUGUCUUCAAUUUAUGCCAAGGUAAAUUUGGCUUCCUUGAACGGCUCUCAGACGAUUUGCUCCUGAGUAUCCUUUCUUAUCUGGAUCUUGAAGACAUUGCCAGGCUUUCUCAAACAUCACGCAGGUUUGCAAAGUUGUGCACGUCAGACAAACUGUGGGAGCAGAUCGUCCAGUCUGCUUGUGACCACAUCACCCCAGACAUAAGAGCCUUGGCUCAGGAUAUGGGCUGGAGACAGAUGUUCUUCACCAACAAGCUGCAGCUCCAGCGGCGCCUCCGCAAGAGGAUACAACAACAAGGAAGCCAGAGGAGCAGUGAGCUCUAGGGUCACACAUUCCUACCUGCAGGAGAGUUGAGGCACAGCUGUGUUUUCCAUCUGUGUCCAAACCUCUUCUGCUGCCUUUGAUUAAGAACUACGGUUUUGUUGAUUCAAGGAGCCAUAGAGUACUUGCACACAAAUGCAGCACACCGCCUCUGCUGGGCUUUGCCUGAACCACGGUCCCUGCCACAGGGAGGGUCAGGUCAUGGCCCCAGCGCAGGGGCUGCAGGACAGGA